GCUGUUGAAGUGUCUAUCUGGACCGUCCAUCUGUUGUUUUAUUUUGAAGGUAAGGCCCGGAUGUGCUGCUGUUAAUCCCAUGGCGGUCACGUCCUAGCCAUUGACGUGUCUUAUCUGGACAGUCCAUCGGUUUUGUUGUGGUUCCGCUGCGGGUCUCUACCGGGUCACAGGGCUCUGCCGCCGGCAUGCGGGAACAUUUUCCGCCGGGAACAAGGCGCUGCUGACGGCCUGCUUGUCUAGCGUGCUGCGUUAAUCUGCUUUUGGACUGGAAGCAGCAAGAACCGGAUGAAGUGUAAAGUGUCAGCAGGUGCAUGUGUGGGGGAGGGGCGGUGACCUUUCCCACUUGUGUCCAGACUCCAGAUCUCCAUCAUCAUGGCCGACAAGACGGCACCACGCUGCCAGCUGAGGCUGGAGUGGGUGCACGGCUACCGGGGUCACCAGUGCCGCAAUAACCUCUUCUACACGGCCGGCAAGGAGCUGGUCUACUUUGUGGCCGGGGUGGGCGUGGUCUACAACGCCAGAGAACACGCCCAGAAGUUCUACCUGGGCCACGACGAUGACAUCAUCAGCCUGGCGCUCCAUCCCGACAAAGUCCAGGUGGCCACGGGUCAGGUGGGCAAGGAGCCCUACAUCUGCGUGUGGGACACCUACGCCAUGCAGACCGUCUCCAUCCUAAGAGACCUGCACACGCACGGCGUGGCCUGUCUGGCUUUUGACGCCGACGGACAGCGACUGGCCUCGGUGGGACUGGACGCCAAGAACACCUUGUGUGUGUGGGACUGGAGGGGCGGACGAGUCCUCGCCACGGCGACCGGCCACUCGGACAGAAUCUUUGAUGUGGCCUGGGAUCCACUUGUGUCCGGUCGAUUGGUCAGCUGUGGCGUCAAACACAUCAAGUUCUGGACUCUGUGUGGAAACGCUCUGACGCCCAAGAGGGGAAUCUUCGGGAAGGCUGGUGACCUUCAGACCAUCUUGUGUGUGGCCACCGCCAAGGAGCAGACCACCUACUCAGGCGCGCUCAAUGGCGACGUGUACGUGUGGCGCGGAAUCUCCCUGGUCAGGACCAUCCAGGCGGCACACGGAGCGGGAAUCUUCAGCAUGCACGCCUGUGAAGAAGGUUUCGCCACUGGAGGACGAGACGGUUGUGUGCGACUGUGGGACGUCGACUUCAAGCCCAUCACCAAAAUCGAUCUUCGAGAAGCCGAGCAGGGAUACAAAGGUCUGUCCAUCCGUAGCGUCUGCUGGAAGGCUGACCGCAUCCUGGCAGGCACACAGGACAGCGAGAUUUUCGAGGUCAUGGUCCGGGACCGGGACAAACCGGUUCUGCUGAUGCAAGGUCACAGCGAGGGGGAACUGUGGGCACUGGACCUUCAUCCCAAGCAGCCAGUCGCUGCGACUGGGAGCGAUGACCGCUCUGUCAGGCUCUGGAGUCUGCCGGACCGAACCCUGCUGGCUCGCUGUAACAUGGAAGAAUCGGUACGCAGCGUUUCCUUCAACAACGACGGAUCUCAGCUGGCUCUGGGAAUGAAGGAUGGCUCCUUCACGGUCCUGCGAGUCAGGGACAUGACGGAGGUGGUGCACAUUAAGGACAGGAAGGAGGUGAUACACGAGCUCAAGUUCUCGCCAGAUGGCUCCUUGUUGGCGGUGGGCUCCAAUGAUGGUGUGGUGGACGUCUACGCUGUCGCCCAACGCUUUAAAAAAGUGGGCGAGUGCGGCCACUCCACCUCCUUCAUCACACACCUGGACUGGUCCGUGGACUCCCGUUUCCUGCAGACUAACGACGGCGCCGGAGAGCGCCUCUUUUUCCGGAUGCCAGGUAAAGUGCUGUCCAAAGAAGAGGCCAAGGGUAUCCACUGGAUGACGUGGACGGGUGUUCUGGGGCCAGAGGUUAACAGCAUCUGGCCUAAAUACUCCAACGUCACCACCGUCAACUCUGUGGACGCCAACUACAGCAGCGCCGUGCUGGUGACGGGCGAUGACCUCGGCCUCGUAAAACUCUUCAGGUUCCCGUGUCUCAAGAAAGGUGCCAAGUUCAAGAAGUACAUCGGCCAUUCUGCACAUGUGACCAACGUGCGAUGGUCUAAGGACCUUCAGUGGGUCGUCAGCACCGGCGGGGCCGAUCACGCCGUCUUCCAGUGGCGCUUCCUGCCUGAGGGUGUCAUGAACGGUGUCCUGGAACCCCUCCUCCAAGAGGGUUACGCCGACUCCAACAGCGGCGACUCAGACUCGGACGUGUCCGACGUGCCAGAGAUCGACUCGGACAUCGAGCAGGAAUCUCAGCACAACUACGAGCGUCAGGUGUACAAGGACGACCUCCCGCAGCUGAGGAGGAAGCUGAUUGGUUCUCUGAAGAGGCAGAAAGCGCCGGAGGAGGGGCUCCACCUGCAAUUUGUUCAUGGGUACCGUGGCUUCGACUGCCGUAACAACCUGUUCUACAGCCAGAGUGGGGAGGUGGUCUACCAUGUGGCUGCUGUGGCUGUGGUCUACAACCGCCUGCAACACAGUCAGAGGUUCUAUCAGGGCCACGACGACGACAUCCUCAGCCUCACCGUGCACCCGCUGAAAGACUACGCCGCCACAGGCCAGGUGGGCCGGGACCCGGCCGUCCACGUCUGGGACAUCCCCACUCUCAAAUGCCUGUCGCUGCUCAAAGGUCACCACAGCAAAGGAGUUAGUGCGCUGGACUUCACGGCCGACGGAAAGAGUCUGGUGUCUGUGGGAAUGGACGACUUUCACUCCAUCGUCAUCUGGGACUGGAAGAAAGGUGAACGACUGGCUAAGAGCAGGGGCCACAAGGACAAGAUCUUUGUGGUGAAGAGCAACCCCUUCAGGAUGGACAAGCUGGUGACCUUGGGGAUGAAACACAUCAAGUUCUGGCAGCACUCAGGAGGCGGUCUGACAUUCAAACGUGGAAUUUGCGGGAACCUGGGCAAGCAGGAGACCAUGAUGUCUGCAUGUUACGGUCGCUCCGAGGACUUUGUCUUCUCGGGCGCCACCAACGGUGACGUUUACAUCUGGAGAGAAACCACGCUUGUGAAGACGGUCAAGGCCCACGACGGUCCCGUGUUCACCAUGUGCUCCCUGGAUAAGGGUUUCGUGACGGGCGGGAAGGACGGUGUGGUGGAACUCUGGGAUGACAUGUUCGAAAGAUGUCUGAAGACCUACGCUAUCAAGAGGGCGCUCCUGUCGCCGUCCUCCAAAGGACUGCUGCUGGAAGACAACCCGUCCAUCAGAGCCAUCACUCUGGGUCACGGCCAUAUCCUGGUGGGGACCAAGAACGGAGAAGUUCUGGAGAUCGACAAGAGCGGUCCGAUGACGCUGCUGGUCCAGGGCCACAUGGAGGGCGAGGUCUGGGGUUUAGCCGCUCACCCGCUACUUCCUGUCUGCGCCACCGUCGGCGACGACAAAACGCUGAGAAUGUGGGAACUUUCUGCCAACCACCGCAUGGUUGCCGUGCGCAAGCUCAAAAAAGGUAUGGUGGGACAAAUGGCCGCCAUUCUUUUUGAGACUUGUGACCUUUGUGCGGCAGGUGGACGCUGCUGCGCCUUUUCUCCGGACGGCAAAGCGCUGGCGGUGGGUCUGAAUGACGGCAGCUUCCUGGUGGUCAACGCCGACACCUUGGAGGACAUGGUGACAUUCCACCACCGGAGGGAGCUCGUCUCCGACAUCCGCUUCUCCCAAGACGCAGGGAAGUACCUGGCCGUGGCGUCCCAGGAUUCCUUCGUGGACAUCUACAACGUGCUGACCAGCAAGAGAGUCGGCAUCUGCAAAGGAAUCAGAAGCUUCGUCACGCACGUGGACUGGGACUCUCGAGGAAAACUUCUGCAGGUCAACACGGGAAGCAAGGAGCAACUGUUUUUUGAGGCUCCUCGAGGACGCAGACAGAGCAUCAGCGCUGUGGAGUUUGACAAGCUGGACUGGGCCAGCUGGACUUCGGUUCUGGGUCCCAGCUGUCAGGGAAUUUGGCCAACAUACGGUUUUGUGAAUGCCGCAUCGCGCACCAAGGACGGUAAAGUGCUCGCCACCGGGGACGACUUCGGCUUCCUGAAACUCUUCAGUUUCCCCUGCAGGGGUCAGUUUGCCAGGUCCAAGAAGUACGUGGCCCACAGCGCCAACGUGACCAACGUGCGCUGGGCCAAUGACGACGCCACGCUGCUGUCUGUGGGCGGAGCCGACACAGCGCUGAUGAUCUGGACCAGAGAGGCGGGUCACAAGGAGAACAAGGCGGUGGACAGUGAAGAAUCUGACGAUGACGUGGAGGAAGACGGAGGCUACGACAGCGACGUGGCACGGGAGAAGGCGGUGGACUACGUGACCAAGGUCUACUCUGCCAGCAUUAGAAAGAUGACGGGAACUAAACCUCACCUGCAGCACAAGGAACUUCCUGUCGACGAAAGACCUGUGGUGAGUCGAGCAACACCACUGCCUGAGAAACUUGCCAAGAGCAACGUGAUCAAGACAAAGAAAGCGGUAGAAGAACUGCAGCUGGAACACGUGUUUGGCUACCGAGGCUUCGACUGUCGCAACAACCUGCAUUACCUCAACGAGGGCGCCGACAUGGUCUUCCACACGGCGGCCGCCGUGGUGAUCCAGAACCUUUCUUCCGGAAGGCAAAGUUUUUACCUGGAGCACACGGACGACAUCCUGUGCCUGACCGUCAACCAGCACCCCAAGUACCACAACGUCAUCGCCACGGGACAGAUGGGUGACAUCACGGACCUGCCAGGCUUUGCACCCUGCAUCCACGUGUGGGACGCCACCACCAAGCAGACCCUGUCCAUCCUGCGCUGUUCCCACGCUAAAGGUGUGGGCUACGUCAACUUUAGCGCCACCGGCAAACUUCUGCUGUCUGUGGGGGUGGAGCCUGAACAUGUGAUCACGGUGUGGCGCUGGCAGGAAGGUACCAGGAUCACCAGCACAGGCGGCCACCCCGAGCGCAUCUUUGUGGUGGAGUUCAGACCUGACUCGGACACACACUUUGUGUCGGUGGGAAUCAAACACAUCAAGUUCUGGACUCUGGUGGGAGGCUCCCUUCUGUACAAGAAAGGUGUGGUGGGCUCGGUGGAGGACGGACGCACGCAGACCAUGUUGUCCGUGGCCUUUGGCGCUAACCAGCUGACCUUUAGUGGCGCCAUCAAUGGGGACGUGUACGUGUGGAGAGAACACUUCCUGGUCCGGGUGGUGGCCAAGGCACACGGUGGUCCGGUGUUCAGCAUGUACACCACGCUGCGGGACGGACUCAUCGUCACCGGUGGAAAGGAACGUCCGACCAAGGAAGGCGGUGCGGUCAAACUGUGGGACCAGGAGAUGAAGCGAUGUCGAGCCUUCCAGUUGGAGAGCGGCCAGCCGGUGGAGAACGUGCGAUCUGUCUGCAGGGCCAAGGGUAAGAUCUUGGUGGGAACCAAAGACGGAGAGAUCCUGGAGGUGGGAGAGAAGAACGCCGCCUCCAACACCAUGAUCAAUGGACACACCCAAGGAAGCAUCUGGGGUCUGUCUGCUCACCCUUUCAAAGACGUCUUCAUCUCCGCCAGCGAUGACGGGAGCGUCCGCAUCUGGGACCUGGCCGACAAGAAACUGCUGAACAAGGUGACGCUGGGACAUCCUGCCAAGUGCGUGUCCUACAGUCCCAACGGGGACAUGGUGUCCAUCGGCAUGGACAACGGAGAGUUCAUCAUCCUGUCGGUCAACUCACUCAGCGUGUGGAGCAAGAAGAGAGACCGCAGUGUGGCCAUCCAGGAUGUUCGUUUCAGUCCAGAUAGUCGCCUUCUUGCUGUGGGUUCUCUUGAAGGCGCUGUGGACUUCUAUGACCUGUCUCUGGGACCGUCUCUCAACCGCAUCGGUUCCUGCAAGGACAUCCCGGGCUCGGUCCUCCAGAUGGACUUCUCUGCCGACAGCAAACACAUUCAGGUGUCCAGCAGCACCUACACUCGACAGGUCCACCAGGUUCCUUCAGGGAAGAUUGUGGCUGAGCCCUCCACCAUUGACAGGAUCACCUGGGCCACCUGGACCAGCAUCAUGGCCGAGGAGGUUCUGGGAGUUUGGCCUCGGAACGCCGACAAGGCGGAUGUCAACUGUGCCUGCGUGUCGCACGCCGGCCUCAACCUGGUGACCGGAGACGACUUUGGCCUCAUCAAGCUCUUCGACUUCCCGUGCUCCGACAAAUUUGCCAAGCACAAGCGCUACUUUGCUCACUCGGCUCACGUCACCAACGUCAGGUUCUCCUGCGACGACAAGUUUCUCAUCAGCGCCGGCGGGAGCGACUGCAGUCUGCUGGUGUGGAAAUGUCAAUGAAGUAUUUUACGUUAGCUUCCUUCCUGUCUUUUACGUUAGCUUGCUUCCUGUCUUUUACGUCAGCUUGCUUCCUGCCUUUUAUGUUAGCUUGCUUCCUGUCUUUUACGUUAGCUUCCUUGCUGUCUUUUACGUUAGCUUCCUUCCUGUCUUUUACGUUAGCUUCCUUCCUGUCUUUUACGUUAGCUUGCUUCCUGUCUUUUACGUUAGCUUGGUUCCUGUCUUUUACGUUAGCUUGGUUCCUGUCUUUUACGUUAGCUUCCUUCCUGUCUUUUACGUUAGCUUGGUUCCUGCCUCGCCGCUCUGAGGUUACGCUUAUAGCAGCACAACAUCUACACCUACAGAUGUGAUAAUAUGUAGAUGUGAUAACAUCUGUAUAAAGUAUUUUACGUUAGCAUGUUUCUGGACUGCGACCAAACCAGACCAUUGCUCCAAAGCAGGACUUUGUUGUUUACCCAAACUCAUCCACACCAAGGACUUCUACCUCAAAGUCAUAUUGAAGGGCCACAAUUCAUGGUAGAAAUACUUUUGGAUGGUUACCAUAGCAACAGUCUUUUUGACAAAUACUAUUAUUGUAUGAGAGAGGCUAGAAUAGAUGGCAUGUGUAUUUUGUCUCCUGCUUGCAUGUUAGCUAAUGAUCUUUUCUCCCAGUGUUGGUUAUUGUCAUAUUUAUUUACACCUUACCAGCCUAGUUUAGCACAAGCAGCGAGCUAAGUCCUCAGAUAGUACUGCAUUCUAAGUGGACUACAAGUCCUCAGAUAGUACUGCAUUCUAAGUGGACUACAAGUCCUCAGAUAGUACUGCAUUCUAAGUGGACUACAAGUCCUCAGAUAGUACUUGUUGCGUUUGACCAGAUGUUCCUCCAAGUGGGAUGUAAAACGCUGGUCAGUCCCAAGUUCCUGAGAUGACAUAUAAACUGAACUCAAAGGUACCACCAAGCACAGUAUAGGUAUUUUGUAAUUUAUUGUCAAAUAUUUGAGAAUAGAGACCAGCCUCGAACAACACAUACAAAUGCGUAGCCCAAGUUGAUCUGGCAUUCCAAAGGAAAAAGCAACUCUUUUCACACAAAGAAAGCCCCCCCCCCCCCCCCCCCUCCUCUCAACACUGAUAAGAAGAGAGACUUGGGGGUUGUGUUCACAUUCCUGAUGGUUUACGACCCUGUCUAAACAGGCAAUCUGAAGACAAAGAGAAACUGGUAUACAGAGUAUACAUGGAAAAAUAUGAGCUGAUUCAAACAUGAUUAUGAAUAAAGAAAUAACUCUUAAACAUAUGCAUUAUCCACAUACUGCAUUCUAAGUGGACUACAAGUCCUCAGAUAGUACUGCAUUCUAAGUGGACUACAAGUCCUCAGAUAGUACUUCAUUCUAAGUGGACUACAAGUCCUCAGAUAGUACUGCAUUCUAAGUGGACUACAAGUCCUCAGAUAGUACUGCAUUCUAAGUGGACUACAAGUCCUCAGAUAGUACUGUAUUGUAUUUGUCAUCACUGUGUUUCAACAAUGUUUACACAAAUAAUAAUAAAAGUACUUUUUACAAUAUGGUGAGAAAUAUAUAUUGUGUGUGUUCUAUAGUCAUUCAAAAAAUCUAAACUUGGAAACAAAUGUUGGUGAAUAAAGAUGUUUAUUAUGAGCCGACUGUUAUAAUUUAAAUUAUUAUGAGCUGAUUGUUAUAAUUUUGGUGAAUAAAGAUGUUUAUUAUGA
Molecule: messenger RNA, 7987 nt
Organism: Entelurus aequoreus (snake pipefish)
Lineage: Eukaryota; Metazoa; Chordata; Actinopteri; Syngnathiformes; Syngnathidae
Product: echinoderm microtubule-associated protein-like 6
Exons: 41
Coding region: 373-6291 (1972 amino acids)
Molecular function (GO): microtubule binding
Source: RefSeq, a predicted model, not a curated record